Messenger RNA from Sardina pilchardus (European sardine), 882 nucleotides. RefSeq names its product potassium-transporting ATPase subunit beta-like. Gene Ontology annotation, biological process: sodium ion export across plasma membrane; intracellular sodium ion homeostasis; intracellular potassium ion homeostasis. The record is from RefSeq and is a predicted model, not a curated record. Lineage: Eukaryota; Metazoa; Chordata; Actinopteri; Clupeiformes; Clupeidae. The coding region runs from base 1 to 882 and encodes 293 amino acids. The transcript has 7 exons. Gene Ontology annotation, molecular function: ATPase activator activity. Gene Ontology annotation, cellular component: sodium:potassium-exchanging ATPase complex.
AUGGCCACCCUGAAGGAGAAGAGGACGUGUGGGCAGCGAUGUGAGGACUUUGGGCGCUUUGUGUGGAACCCAGACCAAGGAUCCUUCAUGGGCAGGACUCCGGUCAGAUGGCUGUACAUCAGCGCCUAUUAUGUGGCAUUUUACAUUGUGAUGACGGCGCUGUUUUCUCUGGCCAUCUGGACCCUGAUGUACACCCUGGAUCCCUAUGCACCAGAUUACCAAGAUCGAUUAAAAUCGCCGGGUGUAAUGGUUUGGCCGGACAAAUACGACGACGAGGACCUUGAGCUGGUUUACAACAUGUCUGACAAGAGCAGCUGGAUGAAGAUGUCCCAGUGCCUGGAGGACUUUCUCAUCCCUUACAAUAACACCAAACAGGAAAACUGUAAAAUGAUGAAAAAAGACUGCAAACUAGGGUCAUACUAUUUCCAGACACGUUUUGAUGCUCCUAACCACACAAAGUAUUCUUGCGUCUUCAACACAACCGAGCUUGGACCAUGUUCUGGUUUGGAGGACAGCACAUUUGGCUACAAUGGAACAGACCCAUGUGUUAUCAUCAAAAUGAAUAGGAUAAUCAGUUUCCUGCCCAACAACGGAACCAACAUGGCACCCUAUGUCAACUGCACAAUUCUGGGCGGACAUGAAAAUGUGCAAGACAUUGAGUACUUCCCGACCAAUGGAACAUUCGACCUGUCCUACUUCCCGUACUAUGGACGGCUAGCACAGCCAUCGUAUUUGAAUCCCCUAGUGGCAGUGAAAUUCCACCUGAUUGGGCAACGUUCGGCGAGGAUCCAGUGUAGGGUUGUGGCCCACAACAUCUUCUACGAGAACUUCUAUGAGCCUUACGAAGGCAAAGUCAUCUUCCACAUAGAGGCCACAAGCUAA